AUGAUACACGCAUCCAAGAAAGUGUUGUGCUAUCUGGGUGAGUGUCUGGGCACAACGCCGCAGGGCCAACGAGUCAGCGGCUUUCAAACAUGGAUGCAGGAGAACGAGGCCUGGGUCCGCGGUCGCCGGUUCCUAGGAAUACCCGACAUCUGUCUACCGCAACCCGUACCGCCGUACAUUGACUACAGCCAGGAGCUGGCAGCCGCCAGUCCCGCGUUGUACGACAUGUACGUGCAAGAUCUUUUACGGUUGUUGAGCUACGGCUCCAGCGUUACGACGAAUUCAGAUCCCUACCUGGAUCUCUUCAGGUGGUCGGAUGCGGCGGCGGGUUCACCGGCUACCGGGUUCCGACAGCAGCCCCUGCAGACACAGGCGGACCGGAGGCAGCAGCAGCAGGAGGGUGGGGGUGGGGGUGAGGUGGAGCUGCUGCCUCACGGGGACCCGCAAGGCCGUCCGGACUGGACGGCCAGACUGCCGCCAGUGGUCCAGUGGUCCCACCCCGCCCUGCCAUGGUUCACACCCACACGAGGAAGCGGACUGGUCAUGGCCGGGGGAGCGGCACUGGGGAUGGCCGUACCAGGCGCCGCCGCGUCUGACGUGGACCUCUUCCUUGUCGUACCCUCCCUGGAUCCGGCAACCGGACUGCAGCGCAGCGAGCAACAGCGUCGGGACGCGGCGUGGCUGGUAGCGAUGGAGGCGAUGGAGGCGGUGCAGCGGCAGGUGGCGGCACACGACCAAUCGCUGUUCGUGUACGCGGUGGCCGGGGAGCAAUGUCACACCCUCGACGUCCUGGUGACGAAUCGGGAGAUGGACGGCACAUGCGACGGCACCCAUCUUGUGGCCCAGCUGCAGCUGAUACUGCGAUUGUACGAAUCUCCAGCGCAAGUCCGGCUUCACAAGUACAGCAAGCGACUGGGACUAGAUAUUCUGGUUCCAGGGCUGGAUCCACUGCUCGUGGAACCUGCCGUACGGGAACUGGACGCCAUGCAGUCCAUGGUGACCGACAGCUUUCACCACCGUACCCGCAUCCCGACCGUACGGAAACUGGCAGCCCUCGCCACGGGCUUGAAUCGGCUACUGCUGGUGGGGCGGCUGUCGGAACUGGGGGUGACCCCCGAGGAGGUCAAGAUGGUCACAUCGGCUUAUAAAGGCCCCCGAAUGACCGCCGCUGACGCCGCAGUCUACAAAGGUCGAUCCUACCGGGGAGCUGCUGUGUACACGCAUGACCAUACGGUCGCAUGUACGGAUCUGGGUGAACAACCUUUCGAUGAUAAGGACGAGGAAAUGUGGUUGCAACUGAAAAAGAUAACGAACUUUCAGGUAGAUGCCGUACAUCUUCAGACGGGUCGCGAGGCGCUGUUCAGUGGCUCGUUCACGCACACGCCCUUCGACGACUGGUACAGGUGUUGCCUGAACAAGCUCGAGGAGCGGCUGCUGCGUGGCGAAAUUGACUGGGAGGCGCGGGCCCGGGAGCGCGUCGUACAGGAUUACGACGUUGUAGCAUUACCCUGCGUGGACGAUGUGGAGCGGGAGUUGGAAAUCAAAUGCCAGUUGUAUACGGCACUGCUGGCAGCGCUGAGGGCUGGAAGGCCCGCACCAGCACCAGCAGCACCAGCAGCACCAGCACCAGCACCAGCACCAGCAGCAGCACCAGCAACAGCUCCUGCUACUGCUAGCGGCGGCGGCGGCACCAAUGCCGCCGCCGCAAGCGGCGGCGGCCCAAGCGACCCCAGGGCUCGCUGCCCUGGCGGUGCCAGUAGUACGGCGGCCGAAGGCGGCAAUGGUGACGGCGGGAGCCCCGGGCCUAGCGGUAGGGCCGCGCUGCUGCGGCCGUACAGGGGAGCUGCUGUACCUGGGUCGGCGCUAUCGACUGUGGUGGCGACGGAGGUAGAGGGUCCGAUGAUGGCGACGGAGGCGGCGACGGAGGCAGCCCGGCUGCGGUACUGGAGUGUCGCCGUCGCCGUCUGA
Messenger RNA from Volvox carteri f. nagariensis, 1968 nucleotides. RefSeq lists its product as uncharacterized. NCBI's taxonomy places the organism in Eukaryota, Viridiplantae, Chlorophyta, Chlorophyceae, Chlamydomonadales, Volvocaceae. The record is from RefSeq and is a predicted model, not a curated record. The coding region runs from base 1 to 1968 and encodes 655 amino acids. The transcript has 14 exons.